AUGGCCAUUCCUCUCAAACCCAUCCGCGAGCACGCUAGGGAGAAAUGGUUGGACAACGAGGUCCAUCGACACUACAACAUGCCCAUGGUAGCCGUGCGGGCCACGCCUCAUAUCCUGAUGCACUGUAACGUGUGCCGCGACACUACUUCCCUUCUGAAAACAUCGUUCAGUAUUGACAAGUGGGUCAACGCCGAAUAUUUCAUCUGGGAGAUGUCCGCGGGGUUAGCUGACAGCGGCGUAAACCCACAGUGGACGGAGUUUUUCGAAGAACAAUACCAGGAGCAGUGGAUACAGAUCCAGAGCGAGUUCAUGGGCAUAGCCGAUCUACCUGAGAGAUUCCUCCACGAGGUUCCGCUCCCGCCCUUCCAGGUUGCAGAGGUGAGAAUCAAGACUAACAAAUUCCCGUGUUAUUGGCGGCUCAGUGCAAAUACGGGCCAACACAUGAUUGAUACCAGCUUUUGGCAUCUUUGGAAGUUGAUUCUCCAGCAAGACUCGCUCGCCGUUGGUCCCUUUGAGGUUGUUCUUAAAGCACCCUUGCACACUCCUGCCGGGGAGGAUUCUGUCCAUCCUUGGAAUAUGUCUCUAUCAAAUGACCACCCUGGAGUUGUCAGUCGUGAUGAUGUUUCGUAUCUUCGCUGGAAUCGUGCGCGCAAUGAUCCCGCUCCAUUAGAUUGCAGAUGCCUCUCUAAAGCGCAGCGAGAUAGUAUCCCUUCACCUAGUCGCAGCCGAUCACGCUCUACCUCAGCUAGUAAGGACUUGCCGCAACGCAUGCGAGAUGAUCAGUUUCUUUAA
Messenger RNA from Penicillium roqueforti, 792 nucleotides. RefSeq lists its product as uncharacterized. Lineage: Eukaryota; Fungi; Ascomycota; Eurotiomycetes; Eurotiales; Aspergillaceae. Bases 1 to 792 code for a protein of 263 amino acids. The record is from RefSeq and is a predicted model, not a curated record. The transcript has a single exon.